GGGGUCCCUUUUGGCCCCGGGAUGGAAUCUCUGAAUAUCUGGCUCUCCAUCCCCUUCUGCUCCAUGUACGUGGUGGCUCUACUGGGGAAUGGUUUCCUGCUCUUCAUUGUCAUCAAAGACCCCAGCCUGCACGAGCCCAUGUACGUCUUCCUGGCCAUGCUGGCGGUCAUAGACAUUAUGCUGUCCUCCACCACCAUACCCCAAACGCUCAGCAUAUUCUGGUUCGGAGCCAGGGAAAUCGCCUUCGGUUCCUGCUUCACCCAGAUGUUCUGUAUCCAUUUUGUUUUUGCCACCGAGUCGGCCAUCUUGCUGGCCAUGGCAUACGACCGGUACGUUGCCAUCUGCAACCCCCUGAGAUACACCGCCAUACUAACCCGUGGGAAGGUAGGGAAAAUCAUGGCAGCCGCUGUCAUCAGAGGGCUAUGCCUGGUGGCCUCCUUGACCUACCUCCUGAAACAGUUGCCGUACUGCGGACCCAAUGUCAUUCACAACACAUACUGUAAUCACAUGGGCAUAGCCCGUCUGGCCUGUGCUGACAUAACCCUCCAUGUCUGGUAUGGUUUAACGGUGGCCUUUGUAACCAAGGGACUAGACGCUGUGUUUAUUGUUGUGUCGUAUCUUCUGAUCCUUCAGGCCGUCUUCCGGCUCCCAUCCAAGGACGCCCGGCUCAAGGCCUUAAGCACCUGCAGCUUCCACGUCAGCGUCAUGCUGAUGUUUUACAUCCCUGCCUUUUUCUCCAUCUUCGCCUACCGCUUUCUUGGGGCUCACCUCCCUCCUUAUUUUCAGAGCCUCCAGUCCAACCUCUUUCACGUUGUUCCUCCCAUGCUAAAUCCCCUCGUCUAUGGAGUGAGAAUGAAACAGAUUCAGGAGCGAGUGCUUCCCGAGCUCUGCAAGAAGGGCAAAGGGUCCCGAGGCUGCAGCCAGCCCAAAUAG
Pelodiscus sinensis (Chinese soft-shelled turtle) is the source of this 933-nucleotide messenger RNA. RefSeq names its product olfactory receptor 52D1-like. NCBI's taxonomy places the organism in Eukaryota, Metazoa, Chordata, Testudines, Trionychidae. Gene Ontology annotation, biological process: G protein-coupled receptor signaling pathway. Gene Ontology annotation, molecular function: G protein-coupled receptor activity; olfactory receptor activity. Gene Ontology annotation, cellular component: plasma membrane. The record is from RefSeq and is a predicted model, not a curated record.